Westerdykella ornata is the source of this 558-nucleotide messenger RNA. RefSeq lists its product as uncharacterized. The transcript has a single exon. NCBI's taxonomy places the organism in Eukaryota, Fungi, Ascomycota, Dothideomycetes, Pleosporales, Sporormiaceae. The annotation marks the transcript as partial. The record is from RefSeq and is a predicted model, not a curated record.
AUGCCCGAAUUGUCGGAUAUUGCCUGGUUUCCUCUACAGUCCGCUGGGUCGAAAGAUGUCGCCAGUUUUACCUUUGACCCUUGCCCCAAGCCGCACAAGAGCCUCACGUUUUCCCCUCCAGAGCCUCCUCCGCGGCCUGGGAAGCGCGGAAGAGCAGUGACAGAUAUCGAUGGAGAACAUUCGUGUCUGUAUAAGAAGAAGCGUCGGCUGAGACUGUUCCUCAUCACCUCGCGAUUGUCGCCGGAAUUCUCCCACCCGGCAACCAACAUCGUGGACCGCGGGAGCUCGAAGAUUGCGAUAUGGGCGAGGCAAAAAGCGCUAGGAAGGAACCUAUUACGCAAGGCUGCGAUACUGAAUCGCAUACGGCGGCGGAGGUUGGCUGAAAGGAUCACUGAGGUGGGACUGAAUGUUGGAACCCGUCUGCCGGAGAAGCAGGAGGAGGACCAUAGGCAGCUCGAGUUGGCCAAAUUGGCGUUUGUGUACGGCAGCCACGACAUACAUACGCGGCCCAUGUUUGGGCGGAAGAGUUCGUUCCCGCCGCCCACCGUUCUUGAGAGG